Molecule: messenger RNA, 1503 nt
Organism: Botrytis fragariae
Lineage: Eukaryota; Fungi; Ascomycota; Leotiomycetes; Helotiales; Sclerotiniaceae
Product: putative dynactin p62 family protein
Exons: 4
Coding region: 1-1503 (500 amino acids)
Cellular component (GO): dynactin complex
Source: RefSeq, a predicted model, not a curated record
AUGUCGACGUUUAAGCCAUAUGCUUAUUUUCAGUGUCCUUGUUCUGAUACAUCCAUUCUAGCAAAUUCUUCUACGCCUCCGGAUUCCCCAACUCACGAAGAAGAACGCACGUUUGAUCCAAGAGCUCCACGCGCGAACUAUAGCUUAUAUCCACUGGAACAUCUUCUAUAUUAUGCACAAGAUCCUGUUUUCAAUGCCCAAUAUGUAUAUCACCUCUCUCAGUCAAUGAGGCGCCAGUCCCCGAAAUACCCAAUGUUUCGCCAUCUCCGACAGCACCCUAUAUUCUUCACUGUGCAUACUAUAAAGAAUGGUGGUGAUCCACUGAUAAGUGCAAAAGAACGCCGUCGAGACAGAGAUGAAAGGCGGUCAUCUUUGGCUACAGAAACGAUCCUGGAAGAGGCGGAUGAGGUCAUAGAAAAACAUACAGACCCAAACGAGAAACUCGAUAUAGAAAGUCAAUACGCGAACCUAAAAUCAUUUUACCAGGGCCAAUUGGCAGAUUCGAAUCCAAGCAGUGCGCUAGGAUUUUCCAAUGAUUAUGGAUAUGGAUCCCCGGGAGCAUUAACUCGAAUAAUGGGCCUUUACACAGGUGGAAGCUUUGGCGAUCGAAAAGCGAAAUCUAAAACUGCAAGCAUGCGAGAAGCGUGUGAUUCAACCGAAGGGCUUCAAGUCUACGAUCCCGAAACCGAGUCUGUGGCUGUCUCACAACUUCUCAGAGACGGCUGGGAAGGUACAAUUGCAACCGAGCAAAGAACAAAUCAGACAUCACCUUCAACCCGAUUCCUUGACUCUCUUCGCCCAAUCCCUUGCCUCCUCCGCACCAAACGUUCCAAACGUUGCCGUACCUGCCGUCAUAUUCUGUCCAAACCUGAAUCCAAACCUCUCCCCCUUCAACCCGCCCCCAGUCCGACUCCCGCCCAAAUAACCCUCACCCCUCUCAAGCCAACUCAAUUCCUCCUAACUUUCAAAAACCCCCUGUUCGAACCCGUUAAAAUAUCUCUCGCAACAAAAGGUCUCACAACCGACCGGCACGCCUCCAAAGUCAUCCUCCUUUGUCCCCAAUUUGAAGUCGGCGCCAACACAGAUAUGUGGGACGAAGCCCUCCAGGAUUCCUCGUCCUCCGCCCAUGAUCGGAAACAUUCAACCGCCACCCACGGCAGCAUGGCGAGCAUUGAUCUCAGCAACGAAGCGCACGGAAAACCCUGGGACAAAGGUCGCAAUUGGACAAGCGUAGUCGUCGAAGUCACACCCGGGAAACUUAAGACGAAAUUGCCCGGACUAGAGCAACAGAGGAGAUUAGAAGAGGAAGUGCAAAAGGAAAGAGUGGAAGAGGACGCCGAUGUAUGCGAAAUCGCGGUUUUUGUGAGAGUGGAAUGGGAGGCGGAUGCGGCCGGUGAUGGAGAUGGGGCUGGGAAAUUGGGGGGGUUGGGGGAUAGGGAUGGGAGGGAAAAGAGGGAGCUGGCUUAUUGGUGUGUGGUGGGCGUGGGGAGGAUCGGUAAAUGA